UGUGUGUGCAGACAAAUUCUGGAAUAAGUAUUAAUCAUCAGCUCCUCGGUUACACAAAAUGUAUUUAUUUCCAGCUGAAUAGAGGUGCAUGGAUGAGGCUGUGCUGCUACGACUGCUGGCUGCUCAGCUGGUGCUUUUAAGAUGCACUAAAUUUAACUGCAUUUGCUGAGAAGCCUGCUUGGAAUUUUUCUCUGGAAAUUUCCCCCACCUGGCCUUGCUUCGUGCUGCUGAGCAUCACCCGUGCCCCCGGGCCGUGACGCUGCCCCAGAAGGCAGGCUGCCUGGAGUGCUAAAUGGGAACACGGUGUUUGCUCUCUGGUUUUGCACUGUUUGCCGUUGGGUUUUCUAAUGGCCUCAGGCAGAUGAAACACCACUUCGGGUUCUCGGUCAAAGCUGAGCCCCCGAAUCUCUUCCUUUCCAUUUAACCUUUUUGUCAGCUGUAAAGCACAAAUUCAUUUUCCUUCCAUCAGGGUUAGUUUGGUUAAUUGACCUGUGGGUUUAGCUGAUAAAGCUCCCUAAAACAUCAUACAUUUUGCCGUGCUUAAACAAAAAGGGAAGAAAUCAAUACAGAGUCAGUUAUAAUGGGGCUACUUCUCGUCUCUGAGUGAGAUGUUAUCUCUGGUGGCCUGGCUGCCUUCGGACCAGCUGCAGAGCCCUGCCCCAGCUGCCCCCAGCACCCAGCUCUCGCCCUGCCUGUGCUGCUGGGCAGCGUCUGGGCACCUCUCAAAGGGCUGAGCACCUCCCAAAACCCGAGGUACUUAAAGGGUGGGGGCCACAACUGGGGUGAUGGUGGUGUGGGGGGUAUGACACGCAGUAAAUGCUGCGCUGCUCUCUCCUCACUUGCUGCUGUGCAAAGCCCAGACACCAGCCCUGUGGCUGGCCCACUGUGGCUCUGGUUGAUGUGAUGGAUACGCACAAGGGCAACUGUGCAGAUGUUUCUUGGCUUUCGGGGGCCCAUUCCCACUACACGGUUAUAGCUGGGGAGUGUGGGCUGUCCCAUAGCAGGGCUGUCGUUCCAGGAUGAUCUGUUAUUUCAGACCCGUGGACCCUCGGAGCAGGAGAUGUCGGCUUCCAAUAGGACUGGGCCCAGUCCCCUGACCUUCAUCCUCACUGGGAUUCCUGGUCUGCCCAUGAGCAGCUACUGGAUGGCAUUGCCUCUCUGCUGUCUGUAUCUCCUCAUGCUCCUGGGGAACUGCACCUUGCUCUGGAUGAUAAAGACCGACCACAGCCUCCACACACCCAUGUACUAUUUCCUCUCCAUGCUGGCCAUGGCAGACCUGGGCUUAUCUCUCACCACCCUGCCCACCAUGUUGGCUGUUUUCUGUUUCAAGUCCACCUCCUUCCACUUUGAGGCGUGCAUUGUCCAGAUGUACUUCAUCCACUCCUUCUCCGAAAUCGAGUCUGGGGUCCUGGUGGCCAUGGCCUUCGACCGUUUCAUGGCUAUUUGCUACCCUUUGCGCUACGCCUCUGUCCUGACCAGCACCCUGAUAAUGAAGGCAGGAGCAGCGAUCUUCGUGCGGGGCAUCUGUGUGGUGCUCCCUGUUGCUGUCCUCAUCAAGAAGAUGCCUUUUUGCAGGUCCCGUGUCCUGUCUCACUCCUUCUGCCUGCACCAGGACCUGCUGAGGCUGGUUUGCGGGGAUGUCAGGGUCAACAGCGUGUACGGGCUGACCAUGGUGAUGCUCACCAAAGGCCUGGACUCCCUGACUAUCCUCCUGUCUUACACGAUGAUCAUCAGGGCCAUCUUGAGCAUCAUCUCCCAGGAAGCACGAGCCAAAGCCUUCAGCACGUGCAUCUCCCACCUCUGCGCCAUCCUGAUCUUCUACAUCCCACUCCUUGGCCUGUCUGUCAUGCACAGGUUUGGGAAACACCUGCCCCCCCUCACUCACGCACUCAUGGCCGAUGCCUAUCUCCUGGUGCCGCCGGUCCUGAACCCCCUCGUGUACAGCUGGAAAACCAAGCAGAUCCGCAGGAGGAUCCUCAUCCUCCUCUGUCAGAGAAGGAGCCAGCAGCAUGCCUAGCCCUGGAGAGACACCGUGCCCAGGUCAGUCUCCCCCUCCCUUUCCUCUCCACGUAGGUUGCUCUCAGGCAAUUCCCUGUCUCGGAGAAAAGUCACUCACGUUGUGUCACUCCCCAGGAGAAACCAGUCACCCCGUCUGCAGUACAGCUCUUUUCCUUCCCAUGGAGGGAUGGAUUAUGGCAAUUCACUGUAUUCCACCUCCCAUUUCGGGAGGCUCCACUUCUCAGCAGCUCUGCAGGCGGGGAGAGGGGACUGCCGAGAGCAGGCUCUGGUCAAGGCACUCGCUGCUAAUGGCACCUUUGGUCCCUGAAGAAAUACAGUGUUACCAGACUUGUGCUUUUAAUUACAA
Messenger RNA from Anas platyrhynchos (mallard), 2365 nucleotides. Its product is annotated as olfactory receptor 51H1-like. Gene Ontology annotation, biological process: G protein-coupled receptor signaling pathway. Gene Ontology annotation, cellular component: plasma membrane. Lineage: Eukaryota; Metazoa; Chordata; Aves; Anseriformes; Anatidae. The record is from RefSeq and is a predicted model, not a curated record. Gene Ontology annotation, molecular function: G protein-coupled receptor activity; olfactory receptor activity.